Molecule: messenger RNA, 1626 nt
Organism: Raphanus sativus (radish)
Lineage: Eukaryota; Viridiplantae; Streptophyta; Magnoliopsida; Brassicales; Brassicaceae
Product: pyruvate kinase, cytosolic isozyme-like
Exons: 2
Coding region: 65-1546 (493 amino acids)
Biological process (GO): glycolytic process
Cellular component (GO): cytoplasm
Molecular function (GO): pyruvate kinase activity; potassium ion binding; magnesium ion binding
Source: RefSeq, a predicted model, not a curated record
CUUUCACAAACUCUCAAUCUCACAUCCUUAAAAACUCUUCAAGUUUCUUAAAAGUUUUUUGACAAUGGAGAAGAUACUUGACGGAAGAACUAAUGCUGCACUCAAGAAGACAAAGAUCGUGUGUACUCUCGGACCAGAGUCCAGGUCCGUUGAGAUGAUUGAGAAGCUCCUCAAAGCUGGUAUGAACGUAGCCCGUUUCAACUUCUCUCAUGGUACUCACGAGUACCACCAAGGAACUCUCGAUAACCUCAGAAUCGCCAUGAAGAACACUGGUAUACUAUGUGCCGUCAUGCUUGACACAAAGGGUCCUGAGAUUCGAACCGGAUUUCUCAAAGAAGGCAAGGUUCAGCUGACUCAAGGUCAAGAAAUCACGAUCUCAACUGAUUACACAUUGAAAGGAGAUUCAAACACAAUCUCCAUGAGCUACAAGAAACUCGCAGAGGAUCUCAAGCCAGAGGGCGUGAUUCUCUGUUCGGACGGUACAAUCUCUCUGACCGUCUUGUCUUGCGACAAGGCCAACGGUCUUGUCCGUUGUCAAUGCGGGAACUCAGCAACCCUCGGAGAAAAAAAGAACGUUAACCUCCCAGGAGUCGUAGUCGAUCUCCCAACUCUCACAGAGAAGGAUCAAGAAGAUAUCCUCAAGUGGGGAGUUCCUAACAAGAUCGACAUCAUCGCUCUCUCCUUUGUUCGUAAAGGAUCCGAUCUUGACCUAGUCAGAGAGUUGCUUGGGGAAGAAGCAAAGAGAAUCGUGCUCAUGUCAAAGGUUGAGAACCAAGAAGGAGUGAGAAACUUCGACGAGAUUUUAAAGAAGUCUGAUGCGUUCAUGGUGGCUAGAGGAGACUUGGGGAUGGAGAUUCCGAUCGAGAGGAUCUUCCAAGCUCAGAAGAUGAUGAUAUCGAGAGCUAACGCUGUCGGAAAACCGGUCGUGACCGCCACGCAGAUGCUCGAGUCUAUGACGAAGUCUCCUCUUCCGACAAGAGCCGAAGCGACAGACGUGGCCAACGCCGUCCUGGACGGCACGGACUGCGUCAUGCUCAGCGGAGAAACCGCAGCCGGGGACCACCCCGAAGCCGCCGUGAAGAUCAUGGCGAGAAUCUGUAAAGUGGCAGAGGACACCAUCGACUACGAAGCCGUGCACAAGAGGAUCCAAGAAGCUGUUCCCUUGCCGUUGUCUCCUGUCGAGGACUUGGCAGCUUCCGCUGUCUCCAAGGCGAAGAUUCACAACGCCAAGGCGAUUGUGGUGUUGACAAAGGGAGGCUACACGGCGGCGCUUGUGGCCAAGUACAGGCCUAGCGUUCCGAUUCUGUCGGUGGCUGUGGCGGAUGAUGAUUGUGAGGAGCCGAGGUGCUCUGUUUCGGUGGCGAAACGUGGUUUGAUUUACCGUGGGAUCGUUCCGGUGGUUGCGACUGGUGAGUCAACGGAGGAGAGGACGAGAUUCGCGAUGGAGUUGGCGAAGGAGAAGGGGAUCUGUAAGAGUGGAGACUCGGUUGUCUUGUUGCACUACACUGAUGGUUCCUCUCUUCUUACGAUACUGCAUGUCGAGUAGACUUGUGUGCUUAAUUUUGAGUUUUCAAAUUUUUGCGGGGUUAUUUUAAAGUUUUCUUUGACAAUUUUAAUAUUUUAAUC